AUGACUCCAACCCAUCCUACACGAGUCCAACCCAUCCCACGACCCCAGCCCAUCCUACAUGAGUCCAACCCAUCCUACGACCCCAGCCCAUCCUACACGACCCCAGCCCAUCCUACACGACUCCCAGCCCAUCCCACACGACCCCAGCCCAUCCUACACGAGUCCAACCCAUCCUACGCCAGCCAUCCUACAGAUCAUCCAGGUUCAACCCAUCCUACACGACUCCAGUCCAUCCUGCACGACCCCAUCCCAUCCUACACGAGUCCACCCAUCCAUGCCACCCAGCCCAUCCCACACGAGUCCAACCCAUCCUACACCCCAGCCCAUCCUACACGACCCCAGCCCAUCCUACACGAUCCCCAUCCUACAGACUCCCAGCCCAUCCUACACGAGUCCAACCCAUCCUACGCACUCCCAGCCAUCUACACGAUCAACCCAUCCACACGAGUUCAACCCAUCCUACACGACCUCCAGCCCAUCCUGCACGACCCCAUCCCAUCCUCACGAGUUCAACCCAUCCUACACGACCCCAGCCCAUCCUACACGACCCCAGCCCAUCCUACACGAGUCCAACCCAUCCUACGCUACCCCAGCCCAUCCUACACGACUCCCAGCCCAUCCCACACGACUCCCAGCCCAUCCUACACGACUCCAGCCCAUCCUACACGAGUCCAACCCAUCCUGCCACCCCAGCCCAUCCUACACGAUUCCAGCCCAUCCUCACGACCCCAUCCCAUCCUACACGAGUCCAGCCAUCCCACGCACCCCAGCCCAUCCUACACGACUCCCAGCCCAUCCUACACGAUUCCCAGCCCAUCCUACACGACCCCAGCCCAUCCUACACGACCCCCAGCCCAUCCUACACGAGUCCAACCCAUCCCAUGCCACCCCAGCCCAUCCUACACGACUCCCAGCCCAUCUAUACGACCAGCCAUCUAG
This is a messenger RNA of Homarus americanus (American lobster), 939 nucleotides long. Its product is annotated as proline-rich extensin-like protein EPR1. The record is from RefSeq and is a predicted model, not a curated record. The coding region runs from base 1 to 939 and encodes 312 amino acids. Lineage: Eukaryota; Metazoa; Arthropoda; Malacostraca; Decapoda; Nephropidae. The transcript has a single exon.